This is a messenger RNA of Mercurialis annua (annual mercury), 3749 nucleotides long. Its product is annotated as aconitate hydratase, cytoplasmic. The record is from RefSeq and is a predicted model, not a curated record. The transcript is spliced from 20 exons. Gene Ontology annotation, biological process: citrate metabolic process; tricarboxylic acid cycle. Lineage: Eukaryota; Viridiplantae; Streptophyta; Magnoliopsida; Malpighiales; Euphorbiaceae. Gene Ontology annotation, molecular function: aconitate hydratase activity; 4 iron, 4 sulfur cluster binding. The coding region runs from base 370 to 3387 and encodes 1005 amino acids. Gene Ontology annotation, cellular component: mitochondrion; cytosol.
AAUAAAGACCACCCCCCCCACUUGAGAAAUCUCCUACAGCAACCUCCACAAUAACCGCCCCAAAACAACCCAUAACAAAACCCGUUCCACCAACGCACAAUCCCAACUGGCCAGCCUCACAGCAUAACCAAACACUCAACCGUAGAUAAUCCCCUCCCACCUUCCAUUUUUGCAGACUAUUCUCAAUACUAAAAGCACAGAGCUCGCAGUGAUUCUAGAAGAAAUACUCACUCGGCACGCAGCCCUAGAUUUUUCGUUUGCGCUCCACACGCCAAUCUCAUCAUCUUCUGCCUCUGUUAGUGUGAUCAGUUAACCGAAAAUUCUUAUCCUCUCGCCCAUAUUUUAUGUGAUUAAUUCCGUUUCGUCGUCAUGUAUAAAACGACGGCUUCCAACACUGCCUCCUCGCUCUGGAGAGCUUCGUCUAGACCUAGAUUGCUUUCUUCGUAUUCAAACGCCUCCGUUAUCGGUAGAAUCGCCUCCUCCGUUGGUUCGCCGUCGCCGUUAACUAAACUGUCCAGUAUCCAGCAGCAACAAUACCGAUCGUUUAGCUUCUCCGCCGCCGUUCGAUCUCUCCGUUGCUCUGUUCCUCGCUGGAGCCACGGUGUCGAUUGGCGGUCUCCUCUUAGUCUUCGGUCUCAGAUCAGAACUGUCUCCCCGGUUAUCGAACGGUUUCAGCGGAAUAUUGCUUCCAUGGCUUCUGAGCAUCCUUUCAAGGGAAUCUUUACGCCUCUUCCCAAGCCAGGUGGCGGUGAGUUUGGAAAGUUCUAUAGCUUGCCUGCACUAAACGAUCCAAGAAUUGAUAAACUGCCCUACUCAAUCAAAAUCCUUCUUGAGUCUGCAAUUCGUAAUUGUGACAACUUCCAAGUCACAAAGCAAGAUGUUGAGAAGAUCAUCGAUUGGGAAAAUACAGCUCCUAAACAAGUUGAAAUACCAUUCAAACCUGCUCGUGUUCUCUUGCAGGAUUUUACUGGUGUACCAGCUGUUGUCGACCUUGCUUCCAUGCGUGAUGCUAUGAACAAUCUUGGCGGUGAUUCCAGCAAGAUCAAUCCGUUGGUUCCUGUAGAUCUGGUCAUUGACCACUCUGUUCAAGUUGAUGUCACAAGGUCAGAAAAUGCUGUCCAGGCAAAUAUGGAGCUUGAAUUUCAGAGGAACAAGGAGAGAUUUGCUUUUCUUAAAUGGGGUUCAACUGCUUUCCAAAAUAUGCUUGUAGUUCCACCAGGUUCUGGUAUCGUGCAUCAGGUAAACCUUGAGUAUCUUGGAAGAGUUGUUUUCAACAGAGAUGGAAUUCUCUAUCCUGAUAGUGUGGUGGGGACUGAUUCCCAUACAACCAUGAUUGAUGGGUUAGGAGUUGCUGGCUGGGGUGUUGGAGGUAUUGAAGCAGAAGCUGCAAUGCUUGGUCAGCCAAUGAGUAUGGUGUUACCUGGUGUUGUUGGGUUCAAGCUGUCUGGAAAAUUGAACAAUGGUGUCACUGCUACUGACUUGGUUUUGACCGUGACUCAAAUGCUGAGGAAGCACGGUGUUGUUGGAAAAUUUGUUGAGUUCUAUGGGGAAGGUAUGGGUAAACUAUCAUUAGCUGACAGGGCUACUAUAGCUAACAUGUCUCCUGAGUACGGUGCAACCAUGGGAUUCUUCCCUGUGGAUAAAGUUACUUUACAAUAUCUAAAAUUGACCGGAAGAAGCGAUGAGACCGUUGCAAUGAUUGAAUCUUAUCUUCGUGCAAAUAAUAUGUUUGUUGAUUAUAAUGAGCCUCAACAAGAAAGAGCAUAUUCAUCCUAUCUACAACUGGACCUUGCUGAUGUAGAACCAUGUAUUUCUGGUCCUAAAAGACCUCAUGAUCGGGUUACUUUGAAAGAAAUGAAGGCUGAUUGGCAUUCUUGUCUGGAUAACAAAGUUGGAUUCAAGGGCUUUGCUAUUCCAAAAGAGGCACAAGAGAAAGUGGCAAAGUUCUCAUUCCAUGGACAGCCAGCAGAGUUGAAGCAUGGUAGUGUUGUCAUUGCUGCAAUCACAAGCUGCACUAAUACGUCAAACCCCAGUGUCAUGCUUGGUGCAGGUCUUGUGGCGAAAAAGGCUUGUGAACUUGGUUUACAGGUUAAGCCAUGGAUAAAGACAAGUCUUGCCCCUGGUUCUGGAGUUGUUACAAAAUAUUUGCUGCAGAGUGGGCUGCAAAAAUAUUUGAAUCAACAGGGCUUCCAUAUUGUUGGUUAUGGCUGCACAACUUGCAUUGGCAAUUCUGGAGAUUUGGAUGAAUCAGUUGCUUCUGCUAUUUCAGAGAACGACAUUGUUGCUGCAGCUGUGCUUUCUGGAAACCGUAAUUUUGAGGGUCGGGUUCAUGCUUUGACAAGAGCCAACUAUCUUGCUUCACCUCCUUUGGUGGUUGCCUAUUCUCUUGCUGGCACGGUUGACAUCGACUUUGAGAAGGAGCCAAUUGGAAAAGGAAAGGAUGGUAAAGAUGUCUAUUUCAGGGACAUCUGGCCUUCUACAGAAGAAAUUGCCGAGGCUGUGCAAUCUAGUGUGUUGCCUGAUAUGUUCAGAAGUACAUACGAGGCUAUUACAAAGGGUAAUCCCAUGUGGAACCAACUAACAGUACCAGAAAAAACUUCAUACUCAUGGGACCCGAACUCUACUUACAUUCAUGAGCCUCCUUAUUUCAAAAAUAUGACUUUGAACCCUCCUGGAGCGCAUGGAGUGAAGGAUGCCUACUGUUUGCUGAACUUUGGCGAUAGUAUCACAACAGAUCACAUUUCCCCAGCAGGAAGCAUCCAGAAAGACAGUCCUGCUGCAAAGUUUCUCCUUGAACGAGGGGUGGAACGCAAAGACUUUAAUUCUUAUGGAAGUCGACGUGGGAAUGAUGAAGUGAUGGCUAGGGGAACUUUUGCUAAUAUUCGUAUUGUUAACAAACUAUUGAAUGGGGAAGUGGGACCAAAGACAGUACACAUUCCUACCGGAGAGAAGCUCUACGUGUUUGAUGCAGCAUCAAGGUACAAGGAAGCUGGACAUGACACUAUUGUUUUGGCUGGAGCAGAGUAUGGAAGCGGAAGCUCCAGAGAUUGGGCUGCAAAGGGUCCAAUGUUAUUGGGAGUUAAAGCUGUUAUUGCUAAAAGUUUUGAGAGAAUCCAUCGUAGUAAUUUGGUGGGAAUGGGAAUUGUUCCACUUUGUUUCAAGGCUGGUGAGGAUGCAGAUACUCUAGGAUUGACUGGCCACGAGCAAUAUACCAUUGACCUUCCAAGUAAUAUCAGUGAGAUAAAGCCUGGUCAAGAUGUGACUGUCACAACCAAUGAUGGAAAAUCGUUCACCUGUACUGCACGCUUUGAUACCGAGGUCGAAUUGGAAUACUUCAACCACGGAGGCAUUUUGCCAUAUGUUAUCCGCAACCUCUUGAAAGAGUAAAUUGCUUCGGUCGAUGGCAACUUUCAAUUGUAAAGUGUGAGAAGAGAAUAAAUUAUUUUAAAUAAUAAUAGAAGGAAAUCCCUUGAGCAGGGGAGGCAUUUGUUUUUUUAGCAUCCACUUUUGAGGUGAACACUAAACAAAGGAUGAGCGGUAUAGAUAUUUUACUGUUUUCCCACUGAAUCCAUCCAUGAUUAUGGAACUUCUCUUGUUUUAUGCACAUUUAAGUUGGUAGAAGUUUUGUACAAGUUUCUUCAUGAUUUCGCCAUCCCCUCUGAGGUAUAACAAAUGCAUGCUUGUGUAAUAAUAGUCUAGGAACCUGUAAACAGUCUUGAGCAACUAUCAGGAUUACAAAAUUUCCUUCA